GGUGACGGCUAUAAAAAUCUUGCUGGCGCGCCAUCGAAAGUAAGCUUCCUCGAUUCAUCGUCGAAUCAUCAGCACGUGUUUGACCACGUGUCGGCCUAUAUCGCGUAGUCGCUGCACGGAAUCGUUCCUUAUCCUCUUCGCGAUUGUGUACGUGCGCGUGCCUCGCUAAUGAGAUAACUUUACACAAGUGCGUGCACUGCGCCGUAGGCGCAGAGAAAGGUUGUGUUUAUCAUUCGUUUCUGCCGUUGUGCCAUUCCUGGAAGCUGAAAUCGCGUUCUUUCGAUUACGAACGUUUACGAUCAUUGGAGGAUCUUCGAGAGACGGUGCAGCAUCGCAUUUCUGCCGCUUCCCCUGAAUCACGAUGAUAGCCCUUGUUCUCCUCGGCGUAUCUCUCGUACUUUUUGUCUAUAUCUUUCGUAAAAAUAACAAAACCCAUCGGCUGCCACCGGGACCGUACGGUGUCCCGCUGCUUGGGUAUUUGCCAUGGAUUGAUCCAGCACGUCCCCAUGUGUCAUUAACUCAACUGGCGAGAAAAUAUGGUCCGAUCUGUGGCUUACGAAUGGGCUCUGUAUACACGGUGUUGUUAUCGGAUCCACAGCUGGUAAGGCAGACCUUUGCCAAGGAUGCGUUUGCCGGCCGGGCUCCACUGUAUUUGACGCACGGAAUAAUGCAGGGAUACGGCCUCAUUUGCGCAGAGGGUGACCUCUGGAAAGAUCAAAGAAGAUUUGUAGCCGGAUGUCUGAAGAAUUUCGGCAUGACAAAAUUACCUGGUGCCAAGAGGGACAAAAUGGAGGAAAGGAUUCUCGCGGCCGUGAACGAGUGCACGUCGAAACUAAAAGAACUUGCCAUGGAAGAAAUUGAUCCUCUCGAGACGCUUCAUCAUUGCAUUGGUAACAUGAUGAAUGACCUCGUCUUUGGUAAAGUUUACGAGGAGGAUGACAAGGUGUGGAAAUGGCUAAGACACCUACAAGAGGAAGGAGUGAAGCACAUUGGAGUAGCAGGACCGCUUAACUUUUUGCCGUUUCUCAGAUUUUUGCCACGAUAUGGCAAAGUAAUGGAAUUACUCAUCGAUGGCCAACUAAAAACGCAUCAACAAUAUCAAACGAUCAUCGAUGAACAUCGCGCUCGACGCGAAAAAACGGAUAACUUCCUUGCGGCUUUUGACGAAGCAAUGAGUAAUGAUACGAAUAAUGGAUACUUCACUCAGCCACAAUUUUAUCAUCUACUAGCCGAUCUUUUUGGUGCAGGCACCGAUACCACUCUCACAACUUUUCGUUGGUUCCUGCUCUUCAUGGCGACACAUCCUGACGAACAAAAAAAAAUUCAAGAUGAAAUGAAUGAGUUGCUUGGAGAAAAGCCUCCCAAUUUGGAAGACAGACUACUUUUAAUUCGAUUGGAGGCAGCCAUUGCGGAGACACAAAGAUUACGGAGCGUAGUACCGGUCGGCAUUCCUCAUGGAACAGUAGAGGACACACAAAUAGGUGAUUACGAUGUACCGAAGGGCACCAUGGUUGUGCCUCUGCAAUGGGCUAUUCAUACGGAUCAUUUUUACUGGCAUGAUCCGCUCUCCUUUAAACCCGAGAGAUUUAUUGCUGAGGAUGGAAGUCUGGCUAAACCGAAAGCCUUUUUACCAUAUCAAGCAGGUAAACGUAUGUGCGUCGGUGACGAACUGGCCAAGAUGAUAUUAUUUUUGUUCGCCGCAAGAAUUCUUCAUACAUUUGUUAUCUCUGUACCAUCCGGCAUGCGUAUCGAUUUGGAGGGUGAAUGCGGAAUAACUCUGGUUCCUAAAUCGCAUCGCUUGAUCUUUACAUUGCGGGAAUAAGCUUAUAUACAUCUACAACUAUAUUUUUAUGUGUGCUAUGUUAUGCAGAACAAAGUAUCUACAUUGGAAUUUCAUGGAAAUAUUAUGCGUAUAUACUUAAUUUCUUUUAUAUAAUGUUUAUAUUAAUUUACGUAAAAAUAAUUGAUUAUAAUACUUCUUUA
This is a messenger RNA of Solenopsis invicta (red fire ant), 1983 nucleotides long. It is a transcript of the gene phtm, whose product is annotated as cytochrome P450 306a1. Gene Ontology annotation, cellular component: cytoplasm; intracellular membrane-bounded organelle. Gene Ontology annotation, molecular function: oxidoreductase activity, acting on paired donors, with incorporation or reduction of molecular oxygen, reduced flavin or flavoprotein as one donor, and incorporation of one atom of oxygen; iron ion binding; heme binding. The transcript has 8 exons. The coding region runs from base 362 to 1822 and encodes 486 amino acids. NCBI's taxonomy places the organism in Eukaryota, Metazoa, Arthropoda, Insecta, Hymenoptera, Formicidae. Gene Ontology annotation, biological process: xenobiotic metabolic process. The record is from RefSeq and is a predicted model, not a curated record.